AUGGCGAGGAAGAGAUCUGCCAUUGAUUUUCAGUUCGGAGAGUGUAUAGGAGAAGGAUCUUAUUCCAAAGUGUUUAGAGGAGUCUCCAUUCACAACCACCGCACGUAUGCCAUUAAGAUUUUGUCGAAAUCGCACAUCCAUCGAGAAAACAAAAGGAAAUAUGUCAACAUUGAGAAAGAUACGCUCAACUUUCUUGGUAAGCAUCCGGGUAUAGUGACUUUGUAUUAUACUUUCCAAGAUGACAAGUCUCUCUAUUUUGUGAUCGAUUUUGCCAAGAAUGGCGAGCUCUUGAGUCUGAUUCGUAAAUUGGGCUCGUUGAGCGAAUCGCUCAGCAAAUAUUACUUUGCCCAAUUGAUUGAUGCUGUGGAGUUUAUUCAUUCAAAGGGUAUAAUUCACCGAGACUUGAAACCUGAAAACGUUUUGUUGAAUCAUGAAUGGAAACUUAUGAUUACAGAUUUUGGUGCCGCCAAGAUCCUCACAGAAGAAGAGAAAAAUCAAGGGUAUCUUUCACAGAGUGUGAACGAUAAGGGUGACAACUCCAACAGUUCCACCCGCACAGGUUCGUUUGUUGGAACAGCCGAAUACGUUUCGCCAGAGCUGCUUAAGUACAAUAUUUGCGGGUUCGAAUGUGACCUUUGGGCACUUGGCUGUAUCCUAUAUCAAUUUAUUGUCGGACGUCCUCCAUUCAAAGGGCAGACCGAAUACCUCACGUUUGAGAAAAUUAUAUCUCUCGAAUAUGGCUACCCUAAGAACUAUUAUGUCCCGGCACCAAUUGAAAACAUAAUCAGCAAGCUGCUGGUACUCGAUCCAGAGAGAAGACUCACAAUAGAUCAUUUGAAACAACAGCCCUGGCUUCAGAAUAUAGAAUGGAACAACACAGAUUCCAUUUGGAAAACUAAGGUCCCAAAGUUGGAACCUUACAAUUCACGUAUGCAUCCACAACUACUGCCGAAACAACCAAUUGCGAAUCCAAGUUCUCAGUAUUAUGUUCCUCCAAAUGGAAAACUCACGAGCAAAACUUCUUCGAUGCCCCAACAUGUUUUGAAGCGUCAAAUCAUGAACGCACAAAAUAACCCGCAGCUGAUGAGUAAAGUUCUUUCUCAUAGGCUCUCAGAGAAGAACAAGGAGGUCAAAGACCAGCUGAUCAAAGAUCAAACAGCGUUGUCAUCUGCAACAGCAGCUGCCAAGAACACCAAAUCAUCGCAGUCACCAUCGAGCGGUUUCCAUAACAGGAACGAGAUUGUUGAGAAAAGAAACAGUUUGCAGUUUGUCAACCCUGACAACUCUUCAAUCACUCCACCUAUCUCUCGAAGUUCCUCUCCCUCAAGCGACUCCUUGAAAACAACAAAUACUUAUCGCUCGAUCCAAACAGGAACUAGUGGGGAGAAGAACGGAUCGAUAAGAACACCCCCUCUCUCAACAACAACAGCAGAAUAUACCACAAAUAGACCGUUCGUUCCUGAAGGUCCCGUGAAGCGUGUAUCUUCAGAGUCUGUUAUAAGAGUGCCCACUUCGCCCAAGAACGUUACCGUCGCCAAACGAGGCGAGCAGACAGAGAAAAAAUCAUCGAGUCGCGCACCUUCCAUCAACGAGUUACUAGGACUUCCACAGCCAAGCUCCCAGGCUGUAAGUGCUGCUGGGGCCAUCGGAAACAUGAUGUCCCACAAGCGUACAUUAAAAUCAUCCACAAGCCUCACAAACACGCAAUACCAAAUACAACAGCAACAACAGAUGAUCAAUCCUAUCUUGCUUGACAAGCAGAUACCAAAGGGGAUCACAAACAAAUUGAUGGCCAACGAGUACAUUUUGAAACUGGACAACAUUUUCAAAUCAGAGCUUACUCACAAGCCGAAUCAGUUUGUCAGCCAAGGCCAAACUCUUGAUGAUACAAUUUUGAACAAGGUGAUUACAGAGAACUACCAGAGCUUGAAUAGAGAUUUGAAGAGCUGUAUUCUUAUCAUCACAUCAAUGGCCAGACUUUUGAUUUAUGAGAUCAAUUCUGAUUUCAAGUUACAAAACCCCCAAUCUUCAACACAGCUGCAGGCUAUGGACUUCUAUUCCAAAAUUGUGGAAGUGAAACUGACGAACCGCAACAUUUCAAUGUAUGAUUACGAGUUUGACGAGGAAUUGAAGGAAGGAUAUUUGAUUCUUGAACUCAUGAACAUGAACAAGCUGAUAUUCCUUAGCGCGUAUAACCCGAAAACUCUGGUUCGGGGUGGAAUCAAUUCCAAUGUGCGAAUUGGGUUCAAAGUGAACGAGUCUGUUUCUUGGAUCGACUCUUUGCUGAAAGCUCGAGAGCUAUUGCGCCAGAGCAAGGAGCCACCCGAGUCUACUGCCAAACAGGCUUCAAAGAGUACUGCUAAGAAAACUAGCCGACCAGGUUCAGGAUCUGGCAGCAGGAUUAUGAGGAGAAGCUCUUCUCAAAAUGGCUCGGUGGCCAGUUUGAGCAACGGAGUGAAACAGAUGGAACUGAGCGACAAGUCGAAGGCUGCGGCUGCGGCAGCUUUGGCAAUCGGCAAAAAAGUGCAUUAA
Messenger RNA from Ogataea philodendri, 2532 nucleotides. RefSeq lists its product as uncharacterized. The record is from RefSeq and is a predicted model, not a curated record. The transcript has a single exon. The coding region runs from base 1 to 2532 and encodes 843 amino acids. Gene Ontology annotation, molecular function: protein serine/threonine kinase activity; ATP binding. Gene Ontology annotation, biological process: intracellular signal transduction; peptidyl-serine phosphorylation. NCBI's taxonomy places the organism in Eukaryota, Fungi, Ascomycota, Pichiomycetes, Pichiales, Pichiaceae.